CGAACCUACACCGCACUUUCACUUUGUUUUCCGUAAAUAAUAUCACGUCAUUUCGCCCGAGAUCCCCUGUUAGUGAUAACCAAGAGUCUGUAAGCGUGCUGGGUGCACUUUGGCUCAGCUACGGUGCCGGUCGGACCGAUGGAAGAAAUGAUGUGUGAAGGCUGCAGUCCUGACAGCUCUCCAGACUAAACGCAGGACUGAGGGCAACUAUCACUAAUCGCAGCAGACAACUUGGUUUGUAUUGCCUGAGAAUCACCACGGUUAACCUGCCAGUGACCUUUGGAUAUAGGUCUAUAGUGAGGGUACCCAUGAGCUUAUGUGACACUGAGCUCUUAAGUUAGGCCCCAGCCCAGGUAAAGUGCUAAAGAGAAAUUCUUCAGAGGGAUACAAAGGUCAGUUUUCAGAAAUCAGUUAUUUUAUGUUAUUUUUUUCUGGUUCUCUAUGUGUUUGUCAGAAGCAUUGUUGAUACUAUCAGUAAAAUGUGUUGUGUAUAGGUCUCCAUCUAGUUCACAGCGAAUAUUUAAACUCGUGCAUCUUUGUGACAUGUUGGGUAUGACACCAUGAAGUUGUAAAAGUUUCGAAUUCUGAGGACAUUUGUUUAAUGGUCUUAGUGACGUUGCAUUAGUGUUUUACUUUUCUGUGGGGGUAGUAAGACUCCAGUAUAUGACUGACAACUUCUGAGCCAUCCCAAUGUCACUACAGUUUCAGGUUUACUACACAUUACUAUUAGGCCAAUAUUCAAUUCAGUCAGGAGUACAGUACAAAAUAUUUUUGAAGACAAUUCAACCUUUGGUGUACUUUGAAGAUUGUGUUGGUUUUCUCAUAGAAGCUGUAGAAGGCCAGACAAGCUUGUAUGUCCAACCCCUUACGACACUGUAAUGCAUUUCAGUAAAGGAGGACCUUCUGAAAUUAGGCCAUUUCAGCAGGAGAUGUCAACGGCGUUGUGGUGCAGCUGUGUGUCUGUGAAGAGUGACCACUCUAAGGGCGAUGAAGUCACUUGUCACAAAGACAGCCCUCUUUCUGAACCCAAGCCAUUUCAACAAGAGACCCCAACUUCACAUGAGCACAGCUGUGUGUCCAUGAAGAGCGUGUGGUCUAUAGGACGCGAUGAAGAUUUUCGCAAAGCUAAGCCUCCAUCAGGAAAUGGGCCAUUUCAACAAGAGACCCCAACUUCACAUGAGCACAGCUGUGUGUCCAUGAAGAGCGUGUGGUCUAUAGGACGCGAUGAAGAUUUUCGCAAAGCUAAGCCUCCAUCAGGAAAUGGGCCAUUUCAACAAGAGACCCCAACUUCACAUGAGCACAGCUGUGUGUCCAUGAAGAGCGUGUGGUCUAUAGGACGCGAUGAAGAUUUUCGCAAAGCUAAGCCUCCAUCAGGAAAUGGGCCAUUUCAACAAGAGACCCCAACUUCACAUGAGCACAGCUGUGUGUCCAUGAAGAGCGUGUGGUCUAUAGGACGCGAUGAAGAUUUUCGCAAAGCUAAGCCUCCAUCAGGAAAUGGGCCAUUUCAACAAGAGACCCCAACUUCACAUGAGCACAGCUGUGUGUCCAUGAAGAGCGUGUGGUCUAUAGGACGCGAUGAAGAUUUUCGCAAAGCUAAGCCUCCAUCAGGAAAUGGGCCAUUUCAACAAGAGACCCCAACUUCACAUGAGCACAGCUGUGUGUCCAUGAAGAGCGUGUGGUCUAUAGGACGCGAUGAAGAUUUUCGCAAAGCUAAGCCUCCAUCAGGAAAUGGGUCUCUGCUCACUGAGGAAGAUGUCCUUCGAAAGCACAAAUGGAACCUAAAAAGGAAAAGCCAAUGUAUUUUCCAGGAAACAGCACAGCAAGGGCACCCUACACUACUUGGUGACAUCUACACAGAGCUCUACAUCACAGAAGGUGAGAGUGGAGAGGUUAGCAGCAACCAUGAAGUUAAACUCAUUGAGAAAACAUCGGUGAGAUCAGCGACAAAGGACAAACCAAUCAAAUGCAACGACAUAUUUAAAAUCAUACCAGGUCAAAGUAACAUCAGAACUGUGAUGACAAAAGGAGUUGCAGGCAUUGGAAAAACCAUUUCCGUGCAGAAAUUUAUUCUGGAUUGGGCUGAAGGAACAGCCAAUCAGGACAUCCACCUAAUUUUUCCUCUUCCUUUUCGUGAGCUGAAUUUAAUGAAGGACAGAAAACUCAGUUUGCUCAAUCUUCUUCAUCAUUUCUUUAAAGAAAUCGGAGGUUCACAAACUUUUGAAAUGGAAGGCUAUAAAGUCUUGUUUAUCUUUGAUGGUCUGGAUGAGUGUCGACUUCCACUGCAUUUCCAAAAAAGAGAGCGAUGUUGUGACAUAAGAAAGACAGUCUCGGUGGACAAACUGCUGACAAACCUCAUCAAGGGAAAUCUGCUUCCCUCAGCUUUUGUCUGGAUUACAUCCAGACCGGCAGCAGCCGGUCAGAUUCCUUCCCUAUUUGUUGACCGAUUAACGGAGGUACGAGGAUUUAAUGACCCACAGAAGGAGCAGUACUUCCACAAGAGAAUCAGUAACCAGAACCUGGCAAAGAGAAUCAUUGCCCACAUCAAGUUGUCAAGAAGCCUCCACAUAAUGUGUCACAUACCGGUCUUCUGCUGGCUUUCAGCCAUUGUCCUUGAGAGAACCCUGGAUGAUGAGGAGAAUACUGAGACCCCCAGCACACUGACUCAAAUGUACACACACUUCCUCGUCGUUCAGACCGCCAUCAAAAAUGUAAAGUAUCAGGGGACACAAGAGAAAGACGAGGUGAUGAUUUUCAAACUGGGAAAACUGGCCUUUUUGCAGCUGAGCAAGGGCAACAUCAUCUUCUAUGAAGCAGAUCUGAAGAAAUGUGGGCUUGAUGUCAGAGAAGCAUCUGUGUAUUCGGGAGUGUUCACCCAGAUCUUUAGAGAAGAGUUUUGCUUAUCUCAGAGAAAAGUGUUCAGCUUUGUGCAUUUGAGCAUUCAGGAGCACCUUGCGGCCUUGUAUGUGUUUUUUGCUUUUAGCAAGCAAGACCGCCCAACCGAUCCAACCUCUGAUCUUGCAGUUCUGCUGAGAGCUUCGACAGUUUGUGAGCUCCACAAAACCGCUGUGGAUAUGGCUUUAAAGAGUGAGAACGGCCACCUGGACCUUUUCCUCCGCUUCCUUCUGGGCCUGUCACUGGUGUCCAAUCAGCCUCUCUUGCAGGGCCUUUUUGCACAGUCAGGGUGCAGCUUGCAGAGUAAUGAUGAAAUAGUCCACUACAUCAAAGAGAAGAUUCGAGAGGAUCCCUCUUCGGACAGAAGAAUCAAUCUGUUCUACUGUCUCACGGAACUGAAUCAUCAUUCUGUUGUGGAGAACUUGGAGAGGAGCUCAGGAAUGCUGUCUAUCGUCAUGCUCAUACCGGAAUUGUGGUCAACUCUGACCUUCAAGUUUCAGACCUCAGAAGAAGAGAUGGACUGCUUUGAUUUGAAAACAUGCAUACGAACACCAAAGAAUUGCUUGAAAGAAUUCCUUGGUCCAGACGAGGUUCUCUCAAGGACGCUGCCAGCUGUGAAGGCAGCCAGAUCAGCAGAGCUGAAGGGUUGUGGACUCACAGAGAAAGGCUGUGAAGCACUUGCUUUGGCUUUCAGUGAAAACCGAUUAGAACUCCGAGAGCUGAACCUCAGAGAAAACAGGUUGAAGGAUUCUGGAAUGAAGCUGCUCUGUGCUGGACUGGCAAGUCCGUACUGCAAACUGGAGAGACUGGAGCUGCGAUACUGUAAUCUGGGAGUGGGAAGCUGCGAAGAUCUCGCUUCAGCCCUCAGCUCCGCUUCCUCCAGACUAAGGGAUCUUAAUCUGAGAGACAACAAGCAUAUGCUGGAUUUAGGGAUUAUUCAUCUUUCCAAAGGUCUGAAGAAUCAAAACUGUAAACUUGAGAAGCUACAGCUGUCGGGUUGCAUGCUCUCCGAGAUGAGCUGCGGUGCGCUGGCUUGUGCUCUUGGCUCCAACCCUUCAGGUCUGAGGGAGCUCGAGCUGAGUUGUAACAGGGUGCUGGACGCAGGCGUGGAGCACCUCUCCGACGGGCUGCGGGGUCCGCACUGCAAACUCGAAAAACUCUUCUUGUGUCGCUGUCACCUCACAGAGAAGAGCUGCGGGGCCCUCGCACGCGCGCUCCAGCCCAACUCCUCGCGACUCAGGGAGCUGUACCUCAGUGGCAAUCAAUUGCACGACGCAGACGUCAAAGCGCUCGUUGCGUUGAAGAAGACGCCACACCACAAACUGGAGAAGCUCAUUUGGUAGUACACACCAGCCGCGAGUGUUUCCGUGCCAUCUGCAGGAAGGGCGCAGAGGACUGGAAAGGCACUCUACCCAGCAACACGACCACAUGGACAUCCAGACAACACGAGAAAGAUGCACGAAAGCAGAACACGAAGUGCUCCACACAAACGGAUUUACAAAGACAUAAACUUAGCAACUGAGUUCAGCAUCUAAGACUCAUUCUGUGCCUUUUUUUUAUUAAGGUAUGUUUGUAUUUUUUUUAACCGUAUUUUCUUAACCAUACAUAUGUAACUCCAUAUUUUAACAGUUUCUGUGCAGAAGUGCGAUUGGUCAAACUACACUUAAUUUCUAACACUGGUCCACUUUACCCCUCACUAACAGGAAAUGUUGUAACAGCGAGGACGCAUGUUGAGCUUUAUAUAUUCACAGCAAAGAUAGAUAGAAUUUAUCCAAAGCAGAUUUGCACUUGUACUUGCGUAAGGAAUGUUUCAUAAAAGAGAAAAAGAAAUCAAAUAAUAAAUGCUAAUGGUUGCAUCGCAUUGUGUCAUGCCACAGGAGAAAUGGAUUAUAAUAAUAUUAUCUAAGACAUAGUUAAUAGAAAAGUAUAUUAAAUUCACUUUAAAUCAUGAAA
Molecule: messenger RNA, 4845 nt
Organism: Electrophorus electricus (electric eel)
Lineage: Eukaryota; Metazoa; Chordata; Actinopteri; Gymnotiformes; Gymnotidae
Source: RefSeq, a predicted model, not a curated record